CAGAAAGCACGCGAAAUGGAGCUCCAUCGCGCCGGCGGCUCCUUCAUCGGCCGCAUCGACAUCGACCCUUCGGCAGCGCUCGCUGCCAAACACGAGACGACACACAACAAGAAGGCGGCGCAGAAGGCGACGCAGUGGGCACUGAUUCUCGACAACUCGGCGUCCAUGGGCCAGUGGUCGGCGCGCGUGGUGCAGCACGUCUUCCCGGCCCUGCUUCGCCGGCUCGGCGUCUCGGACAACGACAAGCUGCUCCUGAUUCUCUUCGCCAGCACGGCGGAGGUCUUCGAUAUCCGCGCGUGCGAGCUGCCGCACUUCAAGCUGCCGCAGCAGGGCUCGACGCAGAUGCGCGACGUCUUCGCACACCUGCCGGCGCGGCUCACUCCUGGCCGCCGCACCAACAUCCUGGUCGUGUCCGAUGGUGCGGUGCACGAUCAGGAGGCGUCCGUGGCAGCCGCCUCGGCCAUCGCGGCGCAGCUCACGGCGCUCAUGCCCAUUGUGACCGCUGCCGCGGUGCGGCUGAUCACGUCGGCUCGCGCCGAGCCCGACACUCGCGCCCUCGCCGCGUGGCUGCAGUUCAACACUGCAGCUGGCGAGCGCUCCGCAAUCGCCGACCUCGACGUGCACCGCUUGCCCGACCUCGACGGCGUGGUCGACGGCAUGGCCUCGCUCUUCGACGGCGCGGCGACGGCCUCCGCGUUCACGCUCACCACCGAUCCGCCGGCCAUCCACGUGCAGCCGUGGGACGCGACGGCGGUCGGCACGACCUACCUCAAGCCCGGCCCCAACGCCAUCUUCCUCGCCGCGCAGCCCGACACGGUCCUGCUCAACGGCGAGCGAGUGCGAGUGACGCUGGCGCCGGAGCCCGUCACCACCGACACGCUGGCCGCGCUGGUGGGCGACCGCGUGGACGCCUUCCUCGCAAAGCUGCGCGUCCUCAAGGUGAUCGCGAGCGAGCAGGCGACGGAGGAGAUGCAGCGCAUCGUCGCCUUCUGGCAGGGCUUCGAGACCGCCCUCGCCCCGCCGGCCGACUUUGCGCCCCUGCUCGCCGAGGGCGGCCUGCGGUCGCGCCGCCAGUACCUGCUCGCCGCGACGCAGCGCAAGCUCAAGUCGAUCACGAACGCAAUGCGGGCCGUCGCCAACGACGACCGCGUCGCGCGCCUCAACGC
Messenger RNA from Emiliania huxleyi CCMP1516, 1166 nucleotides. RefSeq lists its product as hypothetical. The transcript is spliced from 2 exons. The annotation marks the transcript as partial. The record is from RefSeq and is a predicted model, not a curated record. Lineage: Eukaryota; Haptophyta; Isochrysidales; Noelaerhabdaceae.